AUGACGAAAGAAGAGCGAAGAGACCUCGGCGCGUUGAAGGGCGAGACCGUAAUUAACGGACGUGUUUGGCUGAGGGGGAUGUGGAUCAAGCUAGAAGCUAGGCUCAAACGAUCUGCGUCUUUCGUGUGGAGAAACUCUCCUCCAGGCCUCCCAUCCCCCUCGGGAACUCCAGUCGGGUACUACACAUUUUUGCGCAUGGAUCGCUCCCAGAGCAUGGGCCCGGGAGAUCGAGAGAUCCCUUCUCUCUUCCGAUUCUUGCGGACGAAAUCCCUGCGCCGAACCGGGAGGUCUCACGGAAACAAACGAUCCCGUGCUUCCAUGGUCAAACCGCAUCGGGUCAUCCUCAUCUCAUCGAUCCUGUUGGAUAUUCAACGGUCGGUGCGCUCGGACCGAGACCUCGGGCAGGGACAUGGCAAACGAGUGCUCGUUCAAGAGCAACACUUCGUUCCGCCUAACUCACAAGUCAUGAGGCUAUGCAGUCGACGCAUCUCCAGCUCGGCCUACCCUCCACCGCAUUCACCGGUAGGAUCCGCUGCCUCUUCCCGCCGUGCAAAAAAUACGCUUCACCGAAAUCUCGGCAGUGAAGACGGGGACACUCAAAUGUGCAAUACAUGGUGCCCAAGUAUACAAGACGGUAGUAUCCUCGCAACCAAAGAAAAGCUGAUGACCUCUGAUGAGAGCUGUGUUUCAUGGUCCCAGGAUGACGGACAAUGCCCGGGACCACAGAGCGUGGACUUUUGGCCAACCGGGGGAGGAAGACUAGCGCAGAUCUCGCGCUUCUUCCUAGCCGCGUAA
Filobasidium floriforme is the source of this 795-nucleotide messenger RNA. RefSeq lists its product as uncharacterized. The transcript is spliced from 6 exons. NCBI's taxonomy places the organism in Eukaryota, Fungi, Basidiomycota, Tremellomycetes, Filobasidiales, Filobasidiaceae. Bases 1 to 795 code for a protein of 264 amino acids. The record is from RefSeq and is a predicted model, not a curated record.